Rhodamnia argentea is the source of this 1247-nucleotide messenger RNA. RefSeq names its product calmodulin-like protein 6. Gene Ontology annotation, molecular function: calcium ion binding. The record is from RefSeq and is a predicted model, not a curated record. Lineage: Eukaryota; Viridiplantae; Streptophyta; Magnoliopsida; Myrtales; Myrtaceae. The transcript has a single exon. The coding region runs from base 442 to 990 and encodes 182 amino acids.
CAUCACCCAUCUUCCCAUUGCCCAGCUACAACUGACACUCCUCGGGAUCCUGUAGUAAUGGCAGGGACAUGCAAGAUUCUUUUCGAAUUGUUGAUUCGUCUAUGUCAUCCUAGCUGUCUAACACAAGUGCCUAUUCCCUUCCAAGACUGUUACUUAGUCAAUUUGAAGGUGCAUUCCACUCUAGACUUGCUUCUUAAUAAAAUUUUGCACUUUGAGCUGUCUGGCAGAUCAGCUUAGCUUAAGGUCUUAGAUCAGUUGUUGUUCCAACGGAUAAUUAGAAAAAUCAAUAGCUGACGUGCAUGCUCUAACCGGAGCCACAUCUCAUUGCUCUGCAUAUGAUGUAUAAACAGAGCUUGGUCCUAGCUCCUAUUAAAUUUGGCGUCUGCAUUUCCCCUCUCCUGGCCACUACUUCUGCAGUUACUUCACAUUUGUAAAGGUGGGAUGGGCGUGAGGGGAUCUUGGCAAUGCCUUCUCAUGAGCUUAGGGCGUGCUUUUGGCUUCCUCAACUCAGAACUCCCGCCAUCCAAAGUCGAUCCAUGUCCAGCUUGCAAGACCACUAAACCAACCGUUUUUUAUGGCCUGACCAUUCAGGCCUUAACUGCCGUCUUUGGAAUGGAAGCAAAUGGGAAGAUAAAGAAGGAUAGGGUUCGUGUAAUCGUCGAGAAACUUGGUUUGACAGGUGGCGAGGAGAAUAGUCCCAACUGCCCCGACCCAUGCAAUGGCCUGAAGGAAGAAGUUGACGCAGAAGAUGUUAUUGGUGGAUUGGAGGAUGCAUCAGGACGGAGUGAGCUCCUGCACCAAGCCUUCAAGAUAUUCGACGAGGAUGGUAAUGGGUUCAUAGAAGCAGUUUUGCUGAAGAGGGUCCUCGAAUGUCUCGGGUUGGACGGAGGUUGGAAUAUAGGAGAUAUCGAGAAAAUGGUUCAGGUCGUUGAUUUGAAUUUGGAUGGUAAGGUUGAUUUAAGUGAGUUCAAAUUGAUGAUGGCCCUGUAACUGUUAAUAUGAUCCCUAUCAUAAAACUCCAAUCAAGAAUUCUUUACCUUGAUGGUCUUAUCUCUACUAGCCUUUGACUCAAUGAAUUUGUCAUUAGCAAAAAAUUGGCAAAUAUGAUCACUUUUUCCUGUGUUCCCAUGAAAUACAUUCUUGUCUCUUGGGUACUCCUUCAAAGGUAUGGGCUAAGUAAGCAAGAUUACCCUUACUCAUCUUAUACCGAACGUACUCAUGUCUCAGCUCAAAAUUUGAGUUAUGGA